AUGGUAAACUCCACUUCCCCGUUCCAGCAACCCAAUCUCGCGAGGUUCAACAUCGAUUUUCCAGAUGAUGACUUCCUGGUCGCCGCAUUGGAGUACACGAAACAACAUACGUCUGCGCCGACCGUCAACCACUGCCUUCGAAGUGCUGCCUUCGCUCUCCUGGCGGCCAGUAAAGUCCCGCCCUUCGCAAGCGCAGACAAGAAGCUCGUGGUCCUGGCUUGUUUGAUGCAUGAUCUGGGGUGGCAAGGACGUGGCGUCACCAACACCUUGAUUUCCAAGGAGAAGCGUUUCGAAGUCGACGGCGCGGAUCUAGGCAGGACUUGGAUGCGAGACAACAUUGUGGCUGGAUCCGGUGUGAGUUGGGGACAGAGGGAGGAGCAACUCCUUUGGGACGCCAUUGCUCUUCACACGACACCAUCGAUUGGUAAAUACAAGGAAGCCGAGGUCGCAGUGGUCGGGCUGGGCAUUGCUGCCGACUUCCUGGGGCACAAGAUGCCCGGCGGGUUGUUCACCUUUGAGCAGCAGAAGGCGAUCGUGGAUGCUUUCCCAAGACUCGGGUUCGCGGAUGAACUCAAGCACGUUAUGUGUGGCCUAUGCAGGGACAAGCCUGAGACGACGUACGAUAACUUCGUGUCGGAGUUUGGGAGGACCUAUGGUAUCGACGGGAAGGGUGGUGGCAAGGAGGAGUAUCAGAAAGCUCUCGAGUCGCACUCGUUCCUGAAUGGGUUGUUCCAGACUCUGAAGUUCAAUGAGGAAGAGGAGGCGAAGAGCGCGUAG
This is a messenger RNA of Zasmidium cellare ATCC 36951, 777 nucleotides long. RefSeq lists its product as uncharacterized. The transcript has a single exon. Bases 1 to 777 code for a protein of 258 amino acids. The record is from RefSeq and is a predicted model, not a curated record. Lineage: Eukaryota; Fungi; Ascomycota; Dothideomycetes; Mycosphaerellales; Mycosphaerellaceae.